Messenger RNA from Drosophila simulans, 554 nucleotides. RefSeq lists its product as uncharacterized. The transcript is spliced from 2 exons. Bases 42 to 380 code for a protein of 112 amino acids. NCBI's taxonomy places the organism in Eukaryota, Metazoa, Arthropoda, Insecta, Diptera, Drosophilidae. The record is from RefSeq and is a predicted model, not a curated record.
ACUCUAGUCGCAAUCAGUUGACAAAGCCUAAUCAAAUCAAAAUGCAUUUCACCUCUAGUCUUCUGUUCAUUGGACUGGCUUGUGCCUUCUCGAGUGCCUGGGCUUAUCCCUAUCCUGAUCCCCGAGAGAUUGUGAAUGUGCAGCCUGAGCCCCUGGCAUAUGCUCCCAAUUUUGAUGUGCCCUUGCACAGAGUGCGUCGGAAGAUCCAUUUGACUAGCGAUGGCGGUGAUGGCCUAUGGUCGGCAUAUUAUAUAAGCCCGGAUGGACGUCGCGUUCGGGUGAGCCGAAGCAGACCCAGUGGCCCUAAGCUCCUUCAGUGGGGAGCCGGUAGAGUGAAGCAACAUUUCACCGAGAGAAGCUGCAUCCCACUUAUUUCAUAGCCCGAUUUGAAACGCCUUUGCCCCGGUUCUCAAACUAGCUGAUUAGAGCCCGAUAAGGCCGACACUAAAAGAAGGCUAUCAAAAUGUGUUUGCACGUUCAUUCUUUUAAAAAUUGGGAUUAUUUGUAUUGAUAUGGAAUAUAUUUAUAAUGUAGAAACAUACAAUUUAAUACAA